This is a messenger RNA of Trypanosoma rangeli, 438 nucleotides long. RefSeq names its product protein kinase. Gene Ontology annotation, molecular function: protein kinase activity; ATP binding. The record is from RefSeq and is a predicted model, not a curated record. Gene Ontology annotation, biological process: protein phosphorylation. Lineage: Eukaryota; Euglenozoa; Kinetoplastea; Trypanosomatida; Trypanosomatidae. The coding region runs from base 1 to 438 and encodes 145 amino acids. The transcript has a single exon. Gene Ontology annotation, cellular component: nucleus.
AUGUACUCGACGGACAUGUGGUCCAUGGGCUGCAUCAUCUACGAGCUUCACACAGGCAAGCUGCUGUACGACACCCACGACAACCUCGAGCAUCUGCACCUGAUGGAGAAGACGCUUGGCCGCCUUCCGCCGGAGUGGGCGGGGCGCUGCGGCACAGAGGAGGCGCGCCAGCUGUACAACUCCGUGGCGCAGCUGCGUCCCUGCAUCGACCCAAAGCAUCUUGCCCGUAUUGCUCGGGCACGGCCGGUGCGUGAGGUCAUCUCCGACAAGCUGCUGUGCGACCUCAUCCACGGCCUGCUGCACUUCGAUCGUCAGAAGCGUCUGACGGCGCGACAGAUGACGAUGCACCCGUACGUGCUGAAGUACUACCCGGAGGCGCGCCAGCACCCCAACUUCCCAGACAACCGCCCAAACCUCCGCCCCACACCGCUCAUGUGA